AUGACACAAUAUCGUUCUGUAAGAGCAGGUGAUAAAAUAAUACCAGUACAUGAAAUAUCACCAUUUAAAAAUGGUAAAUCUAGCAAUAUCAACGUACGACUUUCUCAAAUACGAAGUGUUAAACGUGAACAUCGUUCAGAUACUUUCGUACCACCUAUUAUCGGCAAUUUCUGUACGUAUAUAUAUUUAAUCUAUAUUAAUAAUACGACUUGUCUUUAAAAAUGCUUAAUAUUGGAUAUAUAUAUAUUAAAUAUAUUUAAAAUUGUUUGAAUACUUAAUAUUCAGACAAGAAUAUCAAGAUUCGAAAAAUUUUCCAAAGAUCUAAACUGAACAAAAAAGAACAUAGAAAUAUAGUCUUGUUUAAAACAUUUUAUUAGUUAACUAUAGAUGAUAUAUAUGAAGUAUACUCAAUAUAUUACAAAAGUCUCGAACAAUGUGAAUGUCUAUAUAAGUAGAAAUUUUAUCAUUAUAAUCCUUUGAUCUCAAAUUUAUGUUAAGGACUAGCUUGUUUAAUCACUUCUAUUGAAACGAGUUUUUAUUUUCUUAUCACCAUACUUGAAUGUUUCUUGGAGGGCAUCAUAGACUAUAAUAUCACUUAUAGAUUAUGAAACUGGAUUUAUGAAAAGGUUGAAAGAAAAUAUAUUUGACAUAGACAACAACGAAUUUCUAUAGAAAAGUAACAUCUCUAAUGUCCACCAAGCCCAAAAGUGCUAGUUCCGAUAUUUAUGUUUAAUGAAAGUUAUUCAAUGUUAUCGUCUUCUUCUAUAUUGAUAUUAACAUCGUCAUCUUUUUUUGUCGACAUUCUCAUAAUUCUUUGCAUUGUCAUCGUUAAUAAACUAUUCCAACAUCUAUGAGAAUGUCUACUUCUUUUUCUGAUCAACUCACUUGAUAGUCAUUAUGCUUAACAACUAUCACUAGUGAACAUUCAGUUUGUAAAUCAAUCUUCAUUUCUUUUGUAAACGCACGAAUAAGACCAAUUGAUUAAAUUGCUAUUGGCAAACAACAAUUAUUAUGUAUAAGUAAAUAUUCAAAUAUGAAAAAUAUAAGAAAUAAGUAACAAUCAUACAAAAAAAAAUCAAGAUAGCACAAGUGUUACGAAUGUAUAAAAUGAGUUAUCACUUGUAUUUGUUAGUACUCAUGUCGCAUGUUUAUUUGCACUAUCCACAGUAGCGCUUACCACUUUCGGUUUCAUCUAUGAAUGAUUGCAGAAUGUUUUCUACCUAAAUUCGAAUUAUUUUUUUUCAAUCUUUAUCUACAUAAUUCAAAUUUAUUAUUGUUUUUUUCAUUUC
Molecule: messenger RNA, 1289 nt
Organism: Rotaria sordida
Lineage: Eukaryota; Metazoa; Rotifera; Eurotatoria; Philodinida; Philodinidae
Source: the annotation of a GenBank genome assembly